AUGGCUUCUUCACCACAAGAUAUCCCGAGCGAAAUGCUAGCGGUCCAGGUCGUCAAGUACAACGCACCGCUCGCAAUCCACAAGGUGCCAACACCGAGCGUUUCCAAGAUCGGCCCCUACGAUCUGAUCCUGCGCACGGCAGUUGCUUCGCUGUGCCACACCGACCUGAUGGUCCUCGGGGGCGUGUUCGGGUCGCCAUUGCCCAUCACGAUGUCCCACGAAGGCACGGGCGUGGUGGUGGCCAAAGGCAGCGCCGUCGCCGCGGAGUUUCAACUCGGAGACCGGGUCAUGACGGGGAUCAAACUGCACGCGUGCGGGAGAUGCAUCAACUGCACAGCCCCGGCCGACCGGCACUGGAGCCAGUACUGCUUCGACAGCGACGGGGCGACGGGGAUCAAGUCGGACGGCGCAUUCGCCGAGUACCACGUGGCCGACUCCCGAGAGAGCUGCGUGAUUCCCGACGCCGUCUCGUUCGCGACCGCGGCGCCUCUCGCGUGCGCCGGCCUCACGGUCUACCGGGCCGUGGUGGCCAGCGGGGUCGCCGCCGGCGGGUGGCUCGCGAUCGUCGGCGCCGGAGGCGGGCUGGGCCAUUUCGGAGUCCAGUUCGCCAAGGCAAAGGGGAUCAACGUCGUCGCCGUCGACGCGCGCGACGACGGCUUGGAAAUCGCGCGGAGGGCCGGCGCAGACCACGUCCUGGACGCGCGCGGAGGCAAGGCCCAGCUCGCCGACAAGGUCCGGAGCCUCACGGGCGGCCUCGGGGUCGAGGCCACGAUCAACGUCAGCGACCACCCCUCCACGGCGGCUCUGUCGGUCGCCAUCACACGCAUGCAUGGCACGGUCGUGCAAGCUGCGCAGCCCGAGGAGAUCGCCGUUCCCUUUCAAGAUGUCGUGUUGCGCGACGUCACCAUCAAGGGGACAAUGUACGGCGACCGAGACACGGCCCAGGAGAUGCUCGCCGUCGUCGCCAGGCACGAUAUCAAAGCCGAGACGCAGGCGUUUGACGGUCUCGCCGAGGUUCCUACGAUGGUCGACCUCUUGGAAAGGGGCGCUGUCAACGGGAAGGCCAUCUGCGUGGUAGAUCGGACUCUGGUGUGA
This is a messenger RNA of Exophiala spinifera, 1095 nucleotides long. RefSeq lists its product as uncharacterized. The transcript is spliced from 2 exons. Lineage: Eukaryota; Fungi; Ascomycota; Eurotiomycetes; Chaetothyriales; Herpotrichiellaceae. Bases 1 to 1095 code for a protein of 364 amino acids. The record is from RefSeq and is a predicted model, not a curated record. Gene Ontology annotation, molecular function: oxidoreductase activity.